This is a messenger RNA of Saprolegnia diclina VS20, 1131 nucleotides long. RefSeq lists its product as hypothetical. Gene Ontology annotation, molecular function: cell adhesion molecule binding; protein heterodimerization activity; protein homodimerization activity. Gene Ontology annotation, cellular component: neuron projection. The transcript has 6 exons. Bases 1 to 1131 code for a protein of 376 amino acids. The record is from RefSeq and is a predicted model, not a curated record. NCBI's taxonomy places the organism in Eukaryota, Oomycota, Saprolegniomycetes, Saprolegniales, Saprolegniaceae. Gene Ontology annotation, biological process: heterophilic cell-cell adhesion; neuron development.
AUGCUUCAUGGACGACUGGAGAAGCGGCGAAGUGGGUUGGUCUUGCAGUACUGCAGCACGCAGCAAGGCCCGCACGCAGCAAGGCGGUGGCAAGGCGCAUGGCACAGUAUGGCGUGGAACAAUCGGCGUGCGCCGAGUCGAGGCGCCGCCGGUAUGCUUUGUACCGUAGUCGCUCCGUGCAGUGGCGAGUGGCGAGUGGGUGCCACCGAGGUUGAUAGUCGAGGUCGAGGUCGCCGUCACCGCUGCCUGUGGCCUCGCCACCUACAAAGAUGCUAUCGAGCGGACGGCGUCAAGCGACAACAUGAUGCAAGAUCGCGAAAAACGGCUACGGAAAUGCGGUAUCUUAACCUUCUCGUCGGGCUCGCGGGCGUCGCCGGCUACAACCCGCAGGGCGGCGACCUCUGCGCGACGCUCAACAACUGCAACGGCCAUGGCUUUUGCAAUACGCACACAAAGGUGUGCACGUGCCAGGUUGGGUGGGGCGCGCCGACCGACAUUUCAAUCUGGAAGAGCCCCGACUGCUCGCUGCGCACGUGUCCGGCGGGCCUCUCGUGGACCAGCGUCCCGACGUCCGAGACGACGGGCCAUACUGUGCUCGCCGAGUGCUCGGACAUGGGCAUCUGCAACACCAACACGGGCGAAUGCACCUGCUUUCCCGGUUUCCAGGGCCUCUCAUGCGAACUCGCGGGCUGCCCGAACGGCUGCUCGGGCCACGGCCGCUGCCUUGCGAUGCGGUACCUGGCGGGCCAAGCAACGGCACUACCGCUCUCGCCAGCGAGAACCUACUAUGGGCUCCAGACGACCACGACAUGGGACCAAGAGCGCAUCUUUGGCUGCGUGUGCGACUCGUCAUGGCCCGUCGGCCUGGCGUCCGGACAGACCCAAGUGCCAGAGUGGUUUGGCGCCGAUUGCUCCCUUCGGCGCUGUCCGUCCAACAAUGACCCGCUCUCCGGUGUCAUCGACACCGACUGCGCGGGCGUCGCCGCGGCUGGAAGCACUUCGGUGGGCGCCGCCGGCAACCUUUGCUACGUCGAGUGCUCCAACCGAGGCAUCUGCAACUACAAGGACGGCACGUGUGCUUGCUUCGAAGGGUUCCUAGGCGUCGACUGCAGCGUGCAGGUCGCUGGGUAG